AGAAAAAUUAAUGGAGCAGUACGGAGGAGAAAUAAUUCAAGAUUUGAGCAAAUAUAUCAACGAUGGUGUCGGUGGGCCGACACAGUUUCAGGUGAUUCCUCCGACGUCGGACAUUUACUCCGACCACCGACAACAAUACCAAAUGGGCUUUCCUCAGCCGGCCAUGAAUCAUGAUGAUGCAUUAAUCUUGCCUCAAACUUUAAGAAAUCAAUUACACCAAGAUUUUCGAUCCGACGUCUCUAAUACUGUCCACGUCGGCGCCGACCUUACUCCGGCUGAGUUGGACAUUCCCGGCGAAGAUUCCGGCUCAGGAUCAAGGUGGCCACGGCAAGAGACUUUAACUCUGCUUGAAAUCAGAUCUAGCCUUGAUUCUAAGUUCAAAGAAGCUAAUUCAAAAUCCCCACUUUGGGAUCAAGUCUCAAGGAUAAUGGCAUCCGAACAUGGAUAUUGUAGAAAUGGGAAGAAAUGCAAAGAGAAGUUCGAGAAUUUGUACAAGUAUUACAAGAAAACUAAGGAUGGAAAAGUUGGUAAGCAACAACAAGGUCACAAUUAUAGAUUCUUUCGACAACUCGAAUCUAUCUUUGGAGAAACUGACCAAUUAAUUCAUCAAGAAAUUCAAUCUAAGAAGUCGUCAUAUAAACAUGAUGACGAUUUAUAUGGUGGUAGAAGAGGAUGGAAGGUUAAGAUGAAGAGUUUAAUUGACUUACAAGUGAGGAAGCUAAUGGAGAAGCAAGAGGAAUGGCUUGAGAAUGUGUUAAAGAUCAUAGAAAGGAAGGAACAAGAAAGGGUUUUGAAAGAAGAUGAGUGGCGAAUGCAAGAGGCAACUCGUGUCGAGAAAGAAUUUGAAUUUCGAGCUAAGGAGAGGGCGUGGAUUGAAGCACGGGAUGUUGCUAUUAUGGAUGUCAUUCGAAAAUUAGCACCACAAGAAAAAGAUCAAAUGAUAUCAAUCAAUAACAAGAAACAUGUAAAAGCAUUAGCAAGAAGAAGCACAAAGAAAAUCCGAGAGAUUCUUUAGGUUACAUUCAAAGGAGGGAACAAGCAUUGGAACUAGAGGAAACUUAUGAAGUUGUUUCCAAACAAGGUCGUCUAUCAAUUUAAUUUUAAGAUUUAGGUGGAAGAUUUCAAUAUCUUGUUAUGGAGAUACUAUUAAUCAAAUGAAGGUCAAGGUAAGUUUUUUUUUUAUUUAGUUGAAAACUAAUUCUAGAUUGCAUUAA
Molecule: messenger RNA, 1214 nt
Organism: Impatiens glandulifera
Lineage: Eukaryota; Viridiplantae; Streptophyta; Magnoliopsida; Ericales; Balsaminaceae
Product: trihelix transcription factor PTL-like
Exons: 2
Coding region: 11-1015 (334 amino acids)
Source: RefSeq, a predicted model, not a curated record